Molecule: messenger RNA, 5774 nt
Organism: Bursaphelenchus okinawaensis
Lineage: Eukaryota; Metazoa; Nematoda; Chromadorea; Rhabditida; Aphelenchoididae
Source: the annotation of a GenBank genome assembly
AUGCUCAAUCACCUCGCAUUAGUGCUGCUUUCGCUGAGCACUGGUACCAUAUUGGGCGACAAUCAGACGGCGGUAGCCACCCGUCUCCCUCGACGUCGCUACUCCCAGCCUCGCUUCCCUCUCGACGUCGUCGUCGGGCUACCGGAGCAGGAGGGGAAUCGCCUUCGGAAUCCGUUCCGUCUCACCAUCGGCAAGUCUCAGCCCGUGUUCGACGUCGCCGUUGAAGACAUCUACACCAAACGACAGCUUCUACCGUCAGAUUCACUCAGAAUCACGUACGAAGACACCAAGCUGAGCGAUGCCGUUGGUCCUCAGAAAUUCGUCGACCGCUACUGCUCGCGUACGGUGGAUGCGGUGAUGGGGCUGGCGUAUGUGUUCUCUUUGGCUCCAGUAGCUCGAAUGAGUCAGUACUGGGAGCAAGGCGUGCCCGUCUUCACCACCAGUGCCAUGGUCGACGAGUUAGGAGAUCGUCAGGCGUUCCCUCUUCUCACACGGCUUAUGGGCACGUACAGAACGUUGGCUCGGAUGGUGCUGCGCAUCGUGGAGGAGUUCCAAUGGAGACAGUUCCACUUCUUCUUCAACGACCAGGCCGUGCACGGCUCCAGCCAGGGACGGUCGGAGUGUUUCUUCUCGCUGAACGCCAUCAAGAACGUCUUCAACAACGAGGACCACAUCAAGUGGACGGUGGAGAUGUUCAGCGAGCAGACCGCCGACCGCGCCCGCUUCCGGAUCCUGCUACAGAAGGCGUCGAUGCUGACGAACAGUACGUAACCGGAUAUGGUUGUUUACUUUGGCGCUUUAUUGGUUUUAUAACAAAUCUUUGUCUGGCUAUGUACAACAACACAUGCAUUUAACUGUCCCGUACAACUUUAACUUAAUGUCAACAUAACAGAGUUUGAGCGGAAAAACAAUCCUCCCCUCCCCCCCCUCUGCCUCCAAAUUUCAUUAAAUUUGCAAGGUGCCUGUUGGUCUCAUGAGGACUAGCGACUGCUGACAAGCUAACAUAACACUGUUCAGUGGUUGUGUUAGUACUUGAGUGAUCCCGAUAGUACUUUAAUUUUAAAAUCAAAUUUAAAUGAUUUUAAAACUUUCAAAAUAAUAAUUUAAAUGUGCACUUUUAAUCUUCCAUGCUCUAAUAUGACCUUGUUUCAGUGAUUAUACUAUGUGCCAGUCCGGACACAGUACGCGAGAUCAUGCUGUCAGCUCACGACCUGGGAAUGGCGACGUCAGGUGAGUAUGUGUUCAUCAACAUUGACGUCUCGACCGGUUCCCACGCCGAGAAGCCCUGGAUUCGGACCAACGACACCAACUCUCCAGAGAAUGAAAAGGCCAAAGAGGCCUACAAAGCCCUUAAGACCAUCUCUUUGAGGAGAAGCGACCUCGACGAGUACAAGAACUUUGAAUCUCGGGUCAAAGAGAGAGCUGAGAAGAAGUACAACUACUCGGCCAAGACCGGCAAGGAGUAUGAAGUGAGUGUGCUACUUUUUUAUAUUGUAGUAGUGAUUAAUUGUUAUUGUUUCUAUUUCUUUGUAUUUCAGAUGAACAACUUCAUCAGCGCCUUCUACGACGCCGUCCUUCUCUAUGCCAUCGCCUUAAACGAAACCCUGGCAGAAGGUCUCGACCCUCGGAACGGUCGGAACAUCACGUCCAAGAUGUGGAACCGCACUUUCGUCGGAAUCACGGGCAAUGUCUCCAUCGACCAGAACGGCGACCGAUACUCGGACUACUCACUGCUGGACCUGGAUCCGAAGCAGAACAAGUUCGUGGAGGUGGCCUACUACUCGGGUGCGUCGAAUGAACUCAAGCAGAUGACUGACUUCCAUUGGGUCGGAGGUCAGCCACCUAAGGACUCCCCAAUCUGUGGCUGGGACAAGUCCAAGUGUCCCAAAGGGCUGUCGUUCCAUCAGAUCUUGUUGAUGAUAGCUGGAGGAGUGAUAUUCAUCCUUCUGGCGUUGUUCUUCUGGCUUUACAGGUGAGUUGGGGUGGUGAGGCGUCUGAAAAUUGGUGUUUUAGGUAACAAUAACAUUAUAACUGUCAACUACAUUCCUUACGUCUAUUAUUAUAUUGUAAUACAUCUAUAAUAUUAUUUUACAUUUAAAACCAUGUUAUUUAACAUUUAUUAAACACUAUUUAACACUCAUACAUUCUUUCUUUAGACGUUACCGCUUGGAAGCCGAACUAGCGGCCAUGAGCUGGAAGAUUCGCUGGGAAGAACUGGACGGUGAUGAGAUGAAGAAGGAGAAGAAGCGGAAACAACAACGGUCACGGAAGGCCGACGUCUACAGUCCUGUAGAACAAACUGAAGCCUUGUUACGAUCCAAUUCUAGGUCUUCAAUCGGCAGUGACAAAGUGAGUAAACACUGAAAAUAGGGAUAGUUGAAGUUAAGCGUUUUGUUUUAAUAUUAUCAUAAAAACACUAUAAAACAUAUUUUGUUACCUUUUUGUGCCUUCAAGAAAUGUUUUCGCUGAAAAUUUAAAUUAGUGUGGGAGCAGCUCGGAUACUAUAGUGUUGCAGCCUGCGCGCAAUUUUAUGAUAAAGAUAAAAAAUACUCAAAAUAAUAAUAAUUGAAGCUAUUUUAUGAUUAACAUAUAGGUAACAUCACAAUUAAAUUUUUCUUGUUUUACUAAUCUUCAAUCUUACAAACUCAACAAAAACUAAUUUACAUGAAUAACCUUAGUAACUGAAAAACAUACCACAAUCUCACAGUCGUUUCAGAGAAGCUCAUCGUCCGGUGCUACACGCAAGAUCUCGGCAAUUAUCGACCGGAAGUUCAGUGUUUUCACGAGGAAAAAGUCGUCGCCGUUGGAGAACAACAGGAACAUGGAGAACAAUCACACGGGAUUUCCUCAGAUCGACGAGGAACGCAACAUAUCAUCUCCUUCUAACUCCAACUCCACCAAGAAGAAGACCAGCACCGAGGAGGACUUCGACGUUAACACCAAGAAGUCCGUCUCAUUGAGGAAUCGCAAGUUCUCCUUCGGGGCUUUUAGUAUGAAGGUAGGUCUUAACAAGCAUGUUUUCUUGAGUAAUCUUUAUAUUAUUCACAUUUUUAUACGUUAAGUUUAUUGAAAGUUCAUUUUACUAGUAUUUCUGUCAAUUUGAUUCAUAUUAACCAUGGUCUGUUCAGUCAGGAGGAUCGGUGGAGACGAUUCAGAUGCAAAACAAUGCUCAAAUCUUCACCAAGACCGCUCAGUACCGUGGCCAGAUGGUCGCCGUCAAGAUGCUACGAAUCAACCUGCCGAAGAUCGAGUUCGACCGUCGAACUCUUCUGGAGUUUAAGACCAUCAAAGACCUUCAGCAUGAACAUAUUACUCGGUUCUUCGGUGCUUGUAUCGACCCUCCCAACACCUGUAUUGUGACAGAAUACUGCCCCAAGGGGUCGUUGGAGGAUAUUCUGGAGAACGAGAAGAUCAAGCUGGACAAUAUGAUGAAGUACUCGUUGUUGCACGAUCUGGUCAAGGGCAUGUACUUCCUUCACAACAGCGACAUCAAGUCGCACGGUAAACUCAAGACCUCGAACUGUGUGGUGGACUCGAGGUUCGUGCUCAAGGUCACGGACUUUGGCUUGACCAAGUUCAGAGCUUUGGAAGAAGUGACGCCAGAAGAACGAGAAACCCACGCCUUCUCCAGAAGUACGUUUGUUAGUUAUAUACUUUGAAAUGCAAUAUUAUAUACUUUUUAUCUAUAACAACAAGGUGAUUUACUUACACUAACAUUAAAAGAUAAAGUUGACCUAACAUUAUAUUUAUGACGUAAAAAAGCAGAGUAAGUUAACAUAUUACUUGCAGAACAACUCUGGACAGCUCCAGAACUUCUCCGUGAAGGUAACCACCCAGAGAACGGUACUCCGAAGGGUGAUGUAUACAGUUUCGCCUUGAUUCUGCACGAAAUGGUCUUCAGAAAGGGCGCCUUCUAUCGUGGAGAUGACGAGUUCCCUGAUCCUCAAGGUAUGUCAUCUACUUUUGAGUCAAAAUCAAACUCAAUAUAAGCAUAACUGUAAAGUCAUACUAGAAUAUCAUACUAUAAAACCGUACUAUAAUAUACGAUACUAUAAUAUCAGAAGGUAGUACUGCUUGACAUCAAUUUAACUUUACCACUUCAGAGAUUCUGGAGCGCGUGAAGAGGAAACCGCUUUGUGAGGACGAUUGGUAUCGACCGGUCACAACAGAAGACAUGAUGGAAGACGAAGGCAACAACAACGACGACACUCGCAAGUUGGUCGAUCUGAUGAUCAACUGCUGGAGCGAGAAUCCCCACGAUCGGCCGGAGUUCAGCGUGAUCCGUAAAAUUGUACAUACUUUAAACAAGUAAGUGCUCAUGACAUGUUUUAGUAGGUGAUACUUUGCUGCAAAACCGUAUCUUGUAGAUAUACAGUUGUUAACAUAGUGUUAUACAAAUUAACCUUUUUACAUUGCAGAGAGAACGAAACCUCGAAUCUGGUGGACAACUUGCUGAAGCGUAUGGAACAGUAUGCCACCAACUUGGAAGGUCUAGUAGAGGAACGAACUCAGGAAUACCUGGCCGAGAAGAAGAAGGUCGAGGAGCUGCUACAUCAACUUCUGCCCCCAACUGUAGCCGACCAGCUGAUGUCAGGGCGAAGUGUUCAGCCAGAGACAUACGAUUGUGUCACCAUCUACUUCUCUGACAUCGUGGGCUUCACUUCACUGUCUUCGGCUUCCACUGCUAUGCAGGUAGGUCAGAGGGAACAAACAGUAAAAUGACCAUAGUCUUAUUGUACCUUAGAAUUGGUUAGGUUAUAAACAUAUCUUUAGCUUACUUUUUGCAUGUUUUCUCGUCAAAACUAUUUUUUUGUUUUAGGUAGUUACUCUUCUCAACGAUCUAUACCUGGCAUUUGACGGUGUCGUCGACAACUUCAAGGUCUAUAAAGUCGAAACUAUCGGUAAGUAAUGUUGCAUGACAUAUGAUUAGGGGCCAGUUACUCGUUGUAUAUUUUAGGUAUACCUUUCUCACUUAUACAAUUUAAUUAACUUGAAAAAACUGCUGACCUUACUGUUUAGGAGACGCUUACAUGGUGGUAUCUGGUCUACCUGAACGUCGUGAAGAUCAUGCUUCUCAGAUCGGUCAGAUGUCGCUGGCUUUGCUGCACAAGGUCAAGACGUUCACCAUCAAACAUCGACCAGGAGAGCAGCUCAAGCUCAGAAUCGGAAUGCAUUCAGGUUCGUCUUAACACUUGAAUACUGUAGCAUUAUGGCUCCAGGACUGUUUAUGUAUAUUUAUAAAUUAUACAAGAGUUUUAGAGUCUUUAUAAGCAAUUGUCAGUAGUUUUGAUAUGGGUAACAUAAUUAUAGCCUAAUGAAUAUUGGUUUCAGGUUCGGUCGCGGCCGGUGUUGUGGGCUCUAAAAUGCCACGGUACUGUCUGUUUGGGGAUACUGUAAACACGUCGAGCAGAAUGGAAUCGAACGGAUUGCGUAGGUUUAUUAUCAUUUUUCAUCUUCUAAUUGACCUUACUUUGGUCAAAAAGUGGAAAGAAUGUUAUUUGAACGUUUUGCCAUUUUUUAUUAAACAUUCUUAUGAGUUUAAAAUUUAAAAAAAAAACUAAAUACUGAUUGAAAAGAGAUGUAUUACUGUCCCCGUUUCAGCUCUACGUAUCCACGUUUCGUCCGACACGAAGGACAUUCUAAGUCAAGAUCCCGACUUCCGCCUGGAGCUGCGCGGAGAGGUCGAGAUGAAAGGCAAAGGGAAACAGACCACCUACUGGCUCAAGGGCUACAAGGACGUCAAUAUACCGGACUUUGGUCCCGAAUACCGGUAA